Messenger RNA from Penicillium argentinense, 1719 nucleotides. Its product is annotated as Leucine Rich Repeat domain protein. Gene Ontology annotation, molecular function: Hsp90 protein binding. NCBI's taxonomy places the organism in Eukaryota, Fungi, Ascomycota, Eurotiomycetes, Eurotiales, Aspergillaceae. The record is from RefSeq and is a predicted model, not a curated record. Bases 1 to 1719 code for a protein of 572 amino acids. The transcript has 6 exons.
AUGUCGUCUCUAAAGCUGCCCCUGCAGCAACAGGGCCACGAGCUCUGUGAGAAGGGUGAUUUCGAGAGAGCUGUCUCAGCUUUUUCUGAGGCCUUGCUCAAGAAGAACGCGGACGUCAUCAGUAUUCUGGACUCUCGGUCAGCGGCCUACUGUGCACUCAAGCAGUAUGACAAAGCACGUCGAGAUGCGAAAACAAUGAUCGCACAGGCCCGACAGGACGCACGAGGCUACAUGCGGGGCGCCAAAGCUCUGCUGCUCGACAAACAGCCUAAAAAGGCAUUGGAGGUCUAUGCCUAUGGUCUCAAAGUACUCGCAAGUGGAAAUGCAGGACGCCCGCAACUGGAAAAGCUGCACAAGAAGCUCGAGGAUCACAUUCUCAAUGCGACCAAGCGGAUUGAUCCAUUCUCAAUGUUCCCCGUUGAGAUCGCAGCUUUCAUUCUCCAGCACUUUUCCUUCAGGGAGCUCUCAGUCAUCCUCAUGGUAUGCAAAGGCUGGGCGAGAUUUUUGGGAGGUAUCCGAGACCUGUGGAUGAAAAUCGACUUUUCCGGCGCCCGUCAAAAGGUGAAAUGGAACGCUGUGCGGGCGGCGAUCCGCUAUUCCAGGGGUGCGCUUACCCAUGCUACAAUCAAAAACAUGGCUCUGUCGUCAAUGCCCCAAACCCUCGAUUACUUGAGCAGGUGCUCUUACUUGGAGCACCUGGAACUCUUUAUCAACCACUCUGGGAAUGAUAUCUUCCAGAAAUUCAGGAACUGCAAGCACCUGAAAACCAUCAUUUUCUCGGCUGAGAUAGGGGUGACAAAAAACGAGAUCAGCAAGUUCCUCGCCCAUUUCACGAAACUCGAGCGCAUUGAGUUCUGGAACGUGAGGAGCUCAAUCCUGCGAAUUCGGCCCGAGUGGCCUACAUUCCUCCCCAAUAUACGGAGCAUUACACUAGCCACGCAGGAGAGCGUUCCAAGGUUCGAUCCGAAUGCGUUGACGCUUCCUGGUCUGGAUAAUAAUAAAGCCGGGGCGCCGACAUACCCAAAUCUACAAGAGCUCCGAUUGGAUUGGGAACCCCCGAUUUACCAUCGAUGGUUUUUCUUCCCCCAGACAGACCCCUUCGAUGGACCAACCACUGGCGCCCUUUGGCCCCUCCGACGCCUCGAAUUAAACGGCUUAACGAUUUCACAAAACUUCGCCCGCAUCCUACCUACUACCCUCGAAUACCUCAGCCUCAGCGGCGGAUCCGCGAUGACCCAUCACUUCGAUGAACCUAUUCCCAAACUCACAAAACUCCACACUCUCAAGCUCAAGGACACUCGCUGGAUGGGGCCUGGUACGCUUCCAUAUUUACUGGCUUACACCGAAGCUCCACUCCGUGUCUUGCACAUCGAAGAGGCCCCUCGUUCUGCCACCGACGCUCUGAGGAUCGCUCUUUCUGACGCCUCGGCAUGCAAUCCGGAAUUAUUCAAGUUGGCCGAGUUGAGCCUCGCAUCCACGCAGGGGGUGAACUACGAUUUCGUCAAGUGGAUCAGCUCACACUUUAUGGAUCUCAGGGUCCUUGAUGUAUCUCGGACGCCUAUCACGGGUCUGACCAUCCGCGAUUUCGCCGUCGCGAAGGUAACAACCGGACAGCUUGCUCUACCGAACUUGGACUGCCUUAUUGUUAGGGGGUGCGAAUUUGUGUCUUCUGACGCGGUCGAGUUUGGGCGUCAGCGUGGAUUGCAGGUGAUCACUUGA